AUGGUGAUCAAGAUAGGUAUUACAAUGAAACUACAACCUGGCUCAAAAGUAGCUCUUGUUGGUCCAAGCGGUGGUAGAAAGACUACAAUUCCAAACUUGAUUGAAAAAUUUUAUGACCCAACCAAGAGGAAGAUUCUGAUGAAUGGUGUUCGUCUCGUAGAAAUACCAUACAGACAUUUACACAAAAAGUAUAGUGAGUCAGGAGCCUACACUCUUCAAUUGUUCCAUAGAGGAAAACAUGCUUAUGGAUUUGAUGGAAAAAUCGACGAUGCUGAUAUAGAAAAUACAGCUUAUAUUAUGGAUUUGAUCAUGAAGGGGAGCACAAUUCUAGUCAUUUCUCAUAGGUUAUCAACUAUUAAAACUGCUAAUAAUGUUACAGUUGUUUAUGAUUGUCAAAUAGUUGAGAGUGGUACUCAUGAUGAGCUUCUCGACAAGAAUUGUGUUUAUAUUGCAUUAAGCAUGAGACAACUACAAACAAAACCAAAAACCAAAAUCUAA
Messenger RNA from Lathyrus sativus (Indian pea), 498 nucleotides. The record is from the annotation of a GenBank genome assembly. NCBI's taxonomy places the organism in Eukaryota, Viridiplantae, Streptophyta, Magnoliopsida, Fabales, Fabaceae.